Messenger RNA from Copidosoma floridanum, 5835 nucleotides. It is a transcript of the gene Ocrl, whose product is annotated as Oculocerebrorenal syndrome of Lowe. Gene Ontology annotation, biological process: signal transduction; phosphatidylinositol dephosphorylation. Lineage: Eukaryota; Metazoa; Arthropoda; Insecta; Hymenoptera; Encyrtidae. The record is from RefSeq and is a predicted model, not a curated record. Gene Ontology annotation, cellular component: membrane. Gene Ontology annotation, molecular function: phosphatidylinositol-4,5-bisphosphate 5-phosphatase activity; inositol phosphate phosphatase activity.
CCGUCAGAUGUAUCUCUAUUUGCUAUGAUUAUACAUAUAUAUAUAUUUUUUUUUUAUUCUCAUUCGUUUCAUUGAUUUUCUCGUCCUUCGUGUGUAAAAGUGUGGCUAUUGGAGUUUUCUGGAUUAGUACAAGGACAACCCUUGAAUAUUCCUCGGUAAAUUUUAACCCAACGAAAUGACAAUGUUUUUUUUUUUUUUAUUUACCUUUGCAACACGUAUACAAUGAGAUAUCAAUAAUAACGUUGUUGCUGGUACCAUCAGUGUUACUGUUAUUAUUUUUUAUUAUUUUUUUAAUCAGUAAUUCAACAUCAAGGAUAUUACUAUACAAUCACUCGCAGAUGAACCUUUUUAUUAACUUUCAUACAAAACGUACCCUCCCCCCUCUACACCCCCCACACUGCAUGGAAAUAAUCGAUAGCGUAUCAAAGGGUUGUCAUAGACGAAAAAAAAGAAAAAAAAAUUGGCCCAUGAAACAUACUUGUAAACUAAUAUUGAGAACAUAAUAUAUGUAUAUAUGCGAGGGAGAGUUUUGCCUUGUCGAGGUGCGCGCGUGCGCGACCGAUUCAUCCCCCUUUUGGGAUAUAUAGGUACACACAUGCCUAUACAUAAACCCCAUGAUAUGAGUGGUAUAGGAUACGUGAUUUAUUCGCACCAGUCGAGUGUUAUCGUGUCGUCGGCCCCGAUCGAUUCUCGGUUUGAAUCUUAGGCCCAUUUUUGUCGGGAUUUUAUGGUUUUUCCUUGUUUUGUGCAAACAUACAUACGAAAGGAAAAAAAAAAAAAAAAAAAACGCGUCUAUGUAGGAAAUAAGGGUAAACUCAAUGUCUUGCGCCACGUUUCAGCAUAUGUUUUGCCAUCCAAGUGCUUGAUUACCGUCGUUGUUUUCCUGAUUAAACGCGUAUUGUAAAUUUCAACCCAAAAAGGUACACUUUUCUCUUCAAUCGCAAAAGAUACCGCAACAAUCGCCCCCUCCCCAAGUUGUUCGAUCGCGGGAUUAAACACCAGAGCUCUUUCAUACAGCGCGUCGACAUACAGAGAGAGACAAAAGCACACAGAGGAUGAUCAAAAUAACCGAGGAACUGAGUGGACUCGUUCAGAGCAAAUUCAGCGCCACGGAAGCCAAAGUACUCACAAUGUCCCAGGACAAAUAUCCAAAGUCGUUGAAAAAGAAGCGGCUCGUGGUUCUGCUGCGCAAAGACUCGACCCACGCCCUGGUAACUCUGACGACAUCGGAAUCGGCGCCUCGAUUCAGCAGCGAUCUCGACAUCGAGGAGGUGCUGCCGAUCGAACGAGGCUUCGAGUGCACCACAAACAGAGCCGAGGAGUUCAAGGAAUUGUCGGACGUGUUUUUCAAAGUCACGUGCAGACGGGCCAAGAGGCUCUUCCAAAUGGCACCCUCCGCCAGGACCACCGAUUUCCAAUCCGAGGUCUUUCGCGCGAUCGACACGUACCAGCGAAAGCAGAAUCCAGCCUCGGACUACCGUUGGAUCGCGAGGAUAGCCGGUAAGAUUCCCAGCAUCGAUCGGAUCGUCCUGAACCGGAUGAAUCGCAAGAGGGACGAGUACACGUACAAAAAAACCUUGAGGUUGUUCAUCGGCACUUGGAACGUGAACGGCCAGUCCCCGGAGGGUUUGACGGUGGAGGGUUGGUUGCGCGCCGAAGACGAGUCGCCCGACAUCUACGCCAUCGGCUUUCAAGAACUUGAUCUCAGCACCGAGACGUUUUUACUGAACGAGACGAAGCGCGAGGACGAAUGGAUGGCCAUUUUGAGCAAGUCCCUGCAUCCAACUGGCGAUUACGAGCUCGUGGCUCAGGAGAGGCUGGUCGGACUGACCAUCUUUGUCUUUGCCAAGGCCAUGCAUGUACCCUACAUCAGGCACGUUGUCACCGACACCCUCGGCGUUGGUAUCAUGAAAAUCAUGGGUAAUAAAGGCGGAGUGGCCGUAAGCAUGAGCGUGCACGGAACGUCGAUUUGCUUCGUGAACACCCACUUGGCCGCGCACAUGGACGAGUGCGCGAGGCGGAACCAGGACUACGCGUGCAUCAGCGCGGACAUAAAAUUCGAGGACAGCCCUACGAAGAAGCUCGUUGAUCACGAACAAAUUUACUGGAUGGGCGAUCUGAAUUACCGGAUAGCCGAUCUUGAGGCGGACGAGGUGAAGCUGCUGAUAGACGCGCAAGAUUUCAAGUCGCUGCUGAUAAGGGACCAGCUGAACGAGCAGAGGAGGCUCGGCAAGGCGUUCGUGGGCUUUCAAGAGCAGGAUAUAUGCUUCAGGCCGACUUACAAGUACGACCCGGGUACCGAUGACUGGGACUCGAGCGAAAAACAGAGAGCCCCCGCCUGGUGCGAUCGGAUACUUUGGCGCGGUGAAUCGGUGCACCCGCUGGCCUAUCGCAGCCAUCCAGAGUUCAAGAUUUCCGAUCACAAGCCGAUCAGUGCGAUUUUCAACUCGGAAAUAACGAUAGUAGAUAAACACAAGUGCCACGUGGUUUACGAGGAAGUGGUCGCGAGGAUAAAGAAAAAGUAUUUCAUACCUAAGCCGAACUUCGAUCCAUUGGUGAUGAAUUCCGAAAACGUGUGCGCUUGGCCUUCUUGCGGUUUUUUGAAACAAAAGUACACGUCCGUGGUAACUGAAACCAUGCUGAUACAGGGCUGGAUGAAACCAAUGAGGCUUCUUGCUCUGGUCAACAAAGGCGCAACGAAUGCUCUAGUCAUUUUCAUAACUUCUAGAACACCGCCUUUGGUGUACAGCGAUCUUACCAUUGAAAAGGUCUUGCCCAUAGAUCAGGACUUCCAAUGUGACAUAAGUACGCCCGAAGAGAUGAAAGACCUGUCAGAUGUAUUCUUAAAUGUGACAUGCAGGAAGAACAAGACUGUCUUUCAGAUGAGGCCUGGUGUCACUACGACAAAUCUGGUUUCUAAUGUUUUUCAAGCAAUCGAAACUUAUCAAAAAAAUAGAAAUCCCUCAACGGAUUUUCUGUGGAUACAAAAGUUAAUAGGCAGUGUUCGUAACUUAGAUAUAAACAGCAGUGAUGAAGUACAAAAAGCCAGUGAACCAGUCAUCGAAAUCGACAGCCCAGAGCUAGUUACUUCAAGACGUAAUAUAGCUACUGGGAAAUCACCUAUAGCCACAAGAGAAUCAGUAGUACGUUACCAAAUGGCAUGUAAGGAAGAUGAUUAUACGUACACGAAAGUUUUCCGAAUAUUUAUUGGUACGUGGAACGUAAAUGGACAGCCCCCCAGUGGAAUAAACUUACAUCAGUGGUUGAGCAGUGACGAUGUGGCUCCUGAUAUUUAUGCCAUAGGUUUUCAAGAGUUGGAUUUGAGUAAAGAAGCUUUUCUUUUCAACGAUACACCUCGGGAGGACGAAUGGAGGCAAGUAGUUGCCAAGUCUCUUCAUCCAAAAGCUUCCUACGAACAAAUAGCUCUUGUAAGAUUAGUCGGUAUGAUGUUAAUAAUUUUCGCUAAAAAAUCACACUUGCCAGACAUAAAAAACGUUUGCGUUGAUACCGUGGGUACUGGCAUAAUGGGAAAAAUGGGUAACAAAGGUGGUGUCGCUGUAAGUUGCAAUAUACACAAUACAUCGGUAUGUUUCGUUAAUGCACACUUGGCUGCCCAUUGCGAGGAGUAUGAGAGGAGGAACCAGGAUUAUUCUGUGAUUUGUGGAAAAUUAACUUUUCAAACUUACCCUCUCAAAAGACUCAAAGAUCAUGAUCAAAUUUACUGGCUUGGCGAUUUAAACUAUCGCAUAACGGAGAUGGAUGCGGAAACCGCCAAACAACUAAUAGCUGCUGGAGAACUUGCGCCUGUUUUAAUGUUGGAUCAGUUGGAACAGCAAAGACGUCUCAAACGAGUAUUUGUUGGUUUUCACGAAGCAGAAAUAAAAUUUAAACCUACCUACAAGUAUGACCCAGGCACUGAUAAUUGGGAUUCAAGUGAAAAAGGAAGAGCUCCAGCUUGGUGUGAUCGCGUGCUCUGGAAAGGAGAAUCCAUGAAUUGUUUGGAUUACAGAAGUCAUCCAGAAUUAAAAAUAUCCGAUCACAAGCCUGUCAGCUCAAUAUUCGAUUCAAAGAUUCGAGUCAUAGAUUCGAUCAAAUAUCGUAAAAUUCACGAGGAUUUGAUGAAAAAAUUAGACAAAUUGGAGAACGAAUUUCUACCCCAAGUGACUGUUGACACAACAGAAAUAAUUUUCGAUACCCUUAAAUUUUAUGAGUCCUCUGUCAAAGAGCUCAUUGUUGCUAACACUGGCCAGGUGCCAGUAGAGUUUGAAUUUAUAAAGAAAUUAGACGAUACCUCUUAUUGCAAAGAAUGGCUGACAAUAACUCCUUACACAGAUUUCAUAGAGCCUGGUCAAAAAUGUGAUAUCAAGCUUGAGAUUUGUGUUGACAAAAGAUCAGCGUGGAAGUUAAAUUCGGGAGAAGACAAGUUGUACGAUAUUUUAGUGUUACACCUAAUAAACGGAAAAGAUAUAUUUAUAACAGUAACAGGUACUUACGAGCGUAGUUGUUUUGGUUGUUCAAUGGAAGCUUUAGUUCACAUUCCAAUUCCAAUUAGAGAAGUACCGAUUGGACGAAUAAUGGAGUUGGAAAAUAAUAAAAAUGUUUCACAGGAUCCUUAUUCAGUACCAAAAGAGAUUUGGUUACUAGUUGACAGACUCUAUCGACAUGGAAUAAAAACUCCGGGUCUCUUUGUAACACAAGGUCUACACAGUGAGAUACUAGCCAUUAGGGAUUGGCUAGACAUUGGUAGCCAAGAUCCAAUGCCUGGUAGCGUGCAUUCAGUGGCCGAAGCUCUACUUUUACUUUUAGACUCAACUUCGGAACCACUUGUUCCAUACAAUUUGCACAGCGUUUGUUUAACUGCUGCUACGAAUUACUUACAGUGUAAACAGCUUGUGAUGCAAUUGCCCGAAAUAAGGAGAACGGUAUUCUUGUACAUAUGUGCUUUUCUGCAAGAGCUUUUAAAUCACACGCAGGAUAACGGAUUGGAUGCUAAAACGCUGGCUUCGUUAUUUGGUUCCUUUUUUUUACGCGACCCACCGAGAAGUCGAGAGGACCGUAUUCAAAGAAGUAAAGUAAUUCAAGCGACAUUUGACAGGAAGAAGGCGGCUUUUGUGUAUCACUUUUUAGUAAAUGAUCAGAGCGACUUUAUUGGGCGAUGAGGAUCUGUAAAAUCACUGAAGAAAUAAUUUCUCAAUUAAAUAUUCCUUGUAAAACUAUUUUUUACAAUGGUCUUGCAAUUCUAAAUGUUAAUAAGAAAAACACGAAAGAUCUCAGUAGCCUAGAAAAUAUUUACGACUGCUUUUUUCCAUAGGCAUCUUAUAGAUUCUCCUCAUUUCAAGACAAUAUGCAUACCUAGUACAUAUAGUUUACAGUUGAGAUAGAGUGAGGUGUUUCCUGGAUUUGAAACUCGCUGAUGCUUGAAGAUUUUACUUUUCAUUGCAUUGAUGAGCUGUAUUUUUAUAUAGUUUUGUACUUGAUGAAAUGAAAAAAGAAACAAGGGGUAAUCAUGUUUUUUAAGUAAUUAUAGGAUAGUUGAAAGUUAUUGCGUUAAUUAGCUUGUUUGGAACGAGUUCAAACAAUUUCUGUUACAAGAAUACUCGAGUCAUACAUGCAUCAUUUUUAAUAAUUUAAAGAUUUUUAGGUAGUUAAUUGUAGCUAAUUAUUUAGCUAUUAAAAUAUUACACUCAUGUAUUAGUUAUGUUAAAAAACUAAAUGUAUUUACUGAGGAUCCUUUACACUUUAUUUUAAUACAAUGAGUAUAUCAAACUACGGAGCUUUUUUUAACAGAAAAUACCUAUAUGCAAUGAAUAAAAAAAAAUCACUUGCAAAAUUAGC